UCGAAAGCAAAAUAAAGGGAAGAGACAGCUUGGGCUUUCGCUCAGUAUAACAUCCUCUCUAUAUGCGGUGGAACUGUAGAGGGUUAUUCUGUUAUGCGCCACUGAAAGGGAGAAAGGGAAUAUAACCGCACAUUUCGUCGCAACAACCGUUAAACAAGUUCUCCUCUUUAAGCUCGGCUGAAGAAUCAUGGGUAACGUAUUAGGAAAUAGAAGAAUGGCUCCUCAUUUUUUAAGAAAUUACAGAAAAAAUGUGUGCCAAAUCACAUCUCCUGUUCUUGGAGCUGAGGUCAGGAGAGUGGAAAAUAAAAUGUAUCUCGAUGGCCACGAUCAAACUACCAUAAAGUUCUUAAAAGCUGCAAUUCAUUUCCUGCCAACAGCAAUGGAAGAUGGAGCAGAUCUUACAAACGCUCUAUUUCGCUUCGUCCAGUGGGGGAGCGAGUUUGUCAUUAAGGCUGGAAAUGGUGACUGGGAGUACUAUUUCUCCGAGGAAUAUCCUGACCAGAUUACUGAUAAAUGCGUUCGCAGGCCCUGGUUGAAAUUCCUUUGGCCCAUUGUGGGCCGUUUUCGUGGCACACAGUUAGCCCUACCUGGACCUUUCUAGAGCAACGUUAUCUGAAGAAUGUUACUAAACUUGUUUUUACAGUAACUUGCUUGACACCGACCUCUUCGAAGACUCGAUCUCCUUUGCACCAUCAAUUUUUUCUAAGUAAAGGAUAAGGAAAGAACCCUUCAAAAAUAUCUCUACUUAUCGUCUAUGAUGAUUGCUAUGACUACUGAAUUCGAAGAGCGCUUACUCAAUCUGGUGCUCAAACCUUUUUUCCGUGUUUUCAUCCGUUAUUUUGAAUCGCUAUGCGGAUUACCGCUGUACUUUCGGUCUCAGAUUUUUCCCUUUCCUUGUUCCUUAUUUUAGUUCCUGGUUUUAGUAACAUCCAAUCUUCCGAGAUCAAAAGUGUCUUUAAUAACGUUAUUUCUCGUCUUUUUGAGUAUGCUCUUUUCCCCUGGUAUUUGAAGUGCACAAGUUUCAUAGUUUUGCAAUUAUGAAAUUCAAUUGAACCUCAAUUUCCCAUCCCAGGGUUAGAGCCACUUUCUUUCAAAGGCUGUACCAUUCAACUAGAACCAAGAGAAUGUCAACUGUUAAUAUUCCCUUAACUAGAACAGAAAAAAUUAUAAUACAUUUACGCAACAACUUGAA
Stylophora pistillata is the source of this 1192-nucleotide messenger RNA. RefSeq lists its product as uncharacterized. The record is from RefSeq and is a predicted model, not a curated record. NCBI's taxonomy places the organism in Eukaryota, Metazoa, Cnidaria, Anthozoa, Scleractinia, Pocilloporidae.